Oreochromis niloticus (Nile tilapia) is the source of this 2602-nucleotide messenger RNA. RefSeq names its product beta,beta-carotene 9',10'-oxygenase. The coding region runs from base 134 to 1807 and encodes 557 amino acids. The record is from RefSeq and is a predicted model, not a curated record. NCBI's taxonomy places the organism in Eukaryota, Metazoa, Chordata, Actinopteri, Cichliformes, Cichlidae. The transcript has 13 exons. Gene Ontology annotation, cellular component: mitochondrion. Gene Ontology annotation, biological process: retinal metabolic process; carotene catabolic process. Gene Ontology annotation, molecular function: carotenoid dioxygenase activity; beta-carotene 15,15'-dioxygenase activity.
UGGAUCAGGGAAAGCGAAGGCAGGAGCGUGAGGUGAACUGAAUUUCAGAAGGACAGUAUAAAAUCAGGAGUCAGCAUACAAACCAGCAGCAUCUCAGAAGAGAGACUAAGCUACAGUAGGCUUAGCCACAGCCAUGGAUACUGUCAAACAUCAGAAAAAGAAUACUUCAGCACUCAAGAAAUCUAGGUCUGCGAAGAACAUCAAUCAUUACACAAAUGUACGUGGUCUGCCUUCUAUCGAGAAGAUUGUGAGCUCAGUGGAGGACACCCCCAGGCCCAUCAGCACCCAGAUCAUUGGUACAAUCCCAGAAUGGAUCAAUGGAAACUUCCUGAGAAAUGGGCCCGGAAAGUUUGAGAUCGGAAACCACAAAUUUAACCACUGGGUUGAUGGCAUGGCUCUCCUGCACCAGUUCAAAAUAUCAAAUGGGCAAGUGACUUACAAAAGCCGCUUCCUGUCCAGUGACAGCUACCAGACCAACAAGGAGCACAAUCGCAUUGCGAUAUCUGAGUUUGGGACUGUAACCAUGCCGGACCCCUGUAAAAAUGUCUUCCAGCGCUUCCUGUCAAGAUUUGAAUCACACAAGCCCACAGACAAUGCCAACAUGAGUUUUGUGACCUACAAAGGUGAUUAUUAUGUCAGUACAGAAACCAACAUCAUGCACAAGGUGGACCCUGAGACACUGGAGACGACUGAAAAGGUGGACUGGAGCAAAUUCAUUGCUGUGAAUGGAGCCACAGCACACCCUCAUACUGAGCCUGAUGGUACGACAUACAACAUGGGAAAUUCCUACACCUCGAAAGGAUCAUACUACAACAUUAUCCAAGUGCCACCAACCAAGAAAACAGAAGAUGAAACCCUGGAGGGAGCGUCAGUGCUGUGCUCGAUUCCUUCAGUGGACAAGACCAAACCUUCAUACUAUCACAGCUUUGCGAUGUCUGAGAAUUACGUGGUGUUCAUUGAACAGCCCAUCAAGCUGGACCUGCUGAAGAUUAUGACAGGCAAGCUACGAAGAAAAAGUAUCAGUGAUGGCUUAUUCUGGGACCCGAAACUCAACACAAUCUUCCAUUUGAUCCACAAACACACUGGGAAGGUAAGCUCCAUCAAGUAUCUUGCAAAGCCACUGUCAACCUUCCAUCAGAUCAAUGCAUUUGAGGAGGAUGGAUUCUUGAUCAUAGAUUUGUGUGCAUCAGAUGAUGGCCAGGCAAUUACAAACUACAACAUCCAGAACAUGCGCAAGUCUGGAGAAGCUCUUGAUGAGGUGUACAACACCUUGAGUAGAGCCUUCCCCCGGCGAUUUGUGCUGCCUCUCAAUGUGGGCCCUGACACACCCUACAACCAGAACCUGAUUACCCGGCCGAACAGCAUAGCUACUUCUGUAAGAAUUGCCAAGAACAAGGUGUUCUGUACCCAUGAGGACCUCCAUGGGGAGGAUCUCCAUGAAUACGGAGGUCUGGAGUUUCCUCAGAUCAACUAUCACAAAUUCAACACCCAUCCCUACCGCUACUUCUAUGGCUGUGGCUUCAGACACCUUGUAGGGGACACGCUGAUUAAGAUGGAUCUCUGCGGAAAACGGAUGAAGGUGUGGGAACAUCCUGGUCAGUAUCCAUCUGAGCCGGUCUUUGUUCCCUCUCCUAAUGCUACAGAGGAGGAUGAUGGUGUCAUCAUGUCUGUGGUCAUCACUCCAGACGAGGACAAGAGUACAUUCCUUCUGGUGUUAGAUGCCAAGACAUUUGAGGAGCUGGGCAGGGCGGUGGUACCUGUCAACAUCCCCUAUGGCUUCCACGGGACAUUCAAUGCCACAGCUUAGACAUCUGAUGGAUGUACAUGUGACUUCACAGGGACACACCUACACUGUGUACAUGUUGACUUGAGAGCAAAGACCCUCACUUAAAGAAUUCCUUUAUUCUCAUGGCAUAGUGAUAUCUCUGUUAAAGCAUAUAUACUUUUUUCAGACUUGAGGUUUUAUUAAGUGUCGAUAUAAUCUGCGUUGAAAUACAAUCUUUUGUUUCUAUUGUUUUUCCUCAGUUAUCUUUUGAUAUGUGGCAAAAUGAAAGUACUGAGGGUUUUUAUAAUAUCUGCUAUUUCAUGCAUUGUGAUUGCUAUAAAAAAGUAAAACUGAUUUUAUGACACUGGAAAUACACACUUUGACACAGGACACAUGUUGGAGAAACCUCUGUGACUUUAAAACGUACAAUUUCAGAAACAUUCACGACUCACUCAGCAUUUUGUCAAUAAAUGAAGCUGAAUUUAAACACCUGGUAACAAUAUUUAUUCUCAUAAGAAAUGCCUGGGGGCACCCUAAGAUCAAAAACGCAGAAAACAAAACUGCAUUUUUGCAGCAUUUUGCUUCGAACGAGGAUAAACCCAGCAAAGCUUUGUGUACAGUUUUUUUUUUUACAGUCAUGAGGUUAAAUUAAAUUUCAUCUAUGUUUUUUUUUUUUUUGCUUUUUUGUUGUGAAGAAAAUUCUAAAAUACAUAUUUUAUAAUAAUGUAUUUGGUCAGAUUUGAGUUUUCCAACAAACUGAAUUGUAAACCUUCAAUAAUCAAAGUGUCACCAUUAUGUGUGACUAAAGACACAUUUGACUCAAACCCAGAACAAUAA